CAAUCGGAUGAAGAAGAAAAGUUAAAGAGGGAGUGCUAAAGCAGUCUCUCUUUUUUGGAUCUCUCGAACACAUUAUUGAUUAUACAAUUUAAUAUUACUCAUCAAAAUCUUUAAAUGAAAGCAUAAACUUCGUCAUAUAAAUCACACCCUUUUAAUUUGUUCUUCUCCGUUUCAUGGUAAUUAAGCUCUUUAGCAUAACCCCCAAACGUCCAUAGUUUUCCUCCGUUUGUUUCUCGGGAAAAUAUGAACCGAGGUCGUGUGUUGUCCUCUCCUUAUAUAGCAAUACCCGAUCCACACCAUCCUGAAGAUUCCAGCAGACUGGAAGGAUAUGGUCUUGCUACAAAUGUAAAGCUACUGCUAAAAUUGAUUCAAGAAAAUAAUGAAGCAAGUGCUAGAGAACAAGAUGAUCGGAAGCCGCAGAGGAUGGCCGGAAUGAUUACCAUUCUAGAUGACGUUAGAACGAGGAUUCAGAAAUCUCAAUCUAUGAUUGGAAAGCGAAGCAUGGUGGAACUGAGGCGGUGCAACACGGAUCUCCGUGCGAACCAUACUGUUCCGCGGGAUAGGAAGCCUCCGGAUCCAGUGACAGACGACAAAGAGCGGCUCCGGCAGGAGCUCACUGCGACCCUUGUGGCGAGAAAGAGUCUCGAGGCCAUGUGUUCCAGCUUGGGAAAGGAGAAGGAGAUCAUGGCUUCGGAGCUAGCGAAGAAGGUUCAAGAGUUGAACGAAUCAGAGGAAAUAAUCGAUUAUCUCAAAAAUCAAAACGAGACGUUGUUGGCGAAGGUACAGGUUUGUGCGGCGGAGCACAUAGAGAAGAAGUGCGACGGCCCAGAGGCGCAAGGGAAUGCCGCCCUUACGGAGAGGAACAAGACACUAACGGAGCAGCUUUUGAAGUCCCUUGACGCAUACAGAUCCUUGAAGAGAAAGUAUCAAAAUGUAAGAGACGAAAACGAGAGAUUUCAAGAAACAAUGGAGGGAAUGGGAGUGGAAGUUUCAGAAGGGAUCGGACGGAUAAAGGGUUUCCGACAAAGGUUGGCCUCAAAAGAGGCACAGCCAGUAGAUAUGGACGAAAAGAUUUCGGCAUUGGCAGAGAAGUUCGAGAGUUUUCAGAUGAGGAUUUCUAAGCACAUUGAAAGAAAAUCCGAGUGUGACAAAGGAUAAGAUCAAUGCCGAUAAUAAGAAUUCUGUUUGUAGGCUUUUGGAAUUAUGCUACUUUGUUAAGAUGAGUACAAAAUUUUUUGUAUGUUUGAUAUAAUCAUAUUGAACUAGUUCAAUUUUCUAGCUUAAUACUACUCUCCAAAUAGAUAUAUAAAGAAGCGAAUGCAAU
Rubroshorea leprosula is the source of this 1324-nucleotide messenger RNA. The record is from the annotation of a GenBank genome assembly. NCBI's taxonomy places the organism in Eukaryota, Viridiplantae, Streptophyta, Magnoliopsida, Malvales, Dipterocarpaceae.